Chara braunii is the source of this 3140-nucleotide messenger RNA. Lineage: Eukaryota; Viridiplantae; Streptophyta; Charophyceae; Charales; Characeae. The record is from the annotation of a GenBank genome assembly.
AAAACUGUGCUUGUUGGGGGGAGGGGAGGGGGGCGCGGGGGUAGAACUCUCACCAGUAUUCAGGUUGCUGUUUGUCGGUUUCUGCCUCCUUUUUACGAUGCAGCUACAUGUGCUUGACCUGUUUCUUGACUGCCUGACGGAGGAGAAUGAGAAAUUGAUCGAGUUUGGAAUGGCUGGCAUCUGCAACUCGUGCUGUGAUCGCAAAAAUGCAGCAAUUCUCGUUCAGAAUGGUGCCAUCCCAUUGGCUAUUGGAUGUUUAACUAGUCCGGUCGAGAAGACGGUAUUGUCCGCCAUUGCAACUCUAUUUUAUCUGUGCAACUCGAGCACUCGCAAGGAGAUCUUAACUCCCACUGUAGCAGAGUGUAUGGAGAAGUACGCAGCUGCCCGUGCUGUCAAUGUAAAAUUGAGUAACACUGCCAAGGCCUUUCUAGAUAAACACUUGCCGGACCACAAGAGGGUGGAUUCUUCCCAGGAGCCUUCAGUGACCAUUCGAAGACAGGAGCAGCAAGAAGACACUGCAGACCCUCCAGCGCCAGCAGUGGAAACCGCAACAGUAGAAAUUGCAGCAGCGCAAACUGAGGCAGUGGAAACUGGAGCAAUGGAGACUGCAGCAGUGGAAACCGCAACAGUGGACACUGCAGCAGUGGAAGCUGGAGCAAUGGAAACUGCAGUAGUGGACACCAGAGUAGUGGAAACCGCAACAGUGGACACUGCAGCAGUGAAAACUGCAGGAGUGGAGACUCCAACAGUGGAAACUGCAGCAGUGGAAACUGCGGUAGCAGCAGAUGAGUACGGUUCCCUGAAAACGGGAUGGGGUUGCUGUUUCUGUGAGAGAUCGGAAACAACAGACAAGGCCAAGGAUAGUAAACCUGGGGUGACGAUGAAAACUGGGAGGGGGGAAGGAGAUGUGGGGCUACUGGUGAUGACCACGGAGCCGUGUUUGGCGGAUUCUAGAAACUGGCAGCUCCCUCGGGUGCUCUAUGGAUGUAGUUGCGGCUUGCUCAGUUCUCGUGAGGACUUGUUUGUUUGCAAAGAAUGUAAUCAGACCUGCUGCCGGCGGUGCAUCUCUGAAGAAAUUGAGACGGUCUACUGCCCGUCUUGCUUACGCCAAACUGAGGCAGCGGACGUGGAGUACCAGCACGAAGAUGGGGCCUGCAAUGGUUCUCCCUUGUGCCACUGCACAAAAUGUGCGGUUUGUUGCCGAGCAGCCAAUCGAACCCGAUGCCAUGAAUGUGCCGACUGCCCACAAUGCGCGUCAGCGUUGCUGACCACGGCAGGAGAAGCGGGGCUUACACGUGUGGCUGUGGAGGGUUCUCCGAUGGGCGAAAUCACCCAUACCUCUGACAAUGGGGUCACAGGACAGACGUCAUGGAGCCGCAGGAAUGGUGGUCCUCCUUGCCGCCUCACAUGGAGUUGUCAUUCUUGCGGAUGGUCGUCCACUGCAACGGGCCAUGUCGAUACCCUUGUGGAACAGAAGGCAGGAGCAAUUUUCAGUGAUGAUGGUGAUGAGAGGAGCGGUGAAGAAUGCAGGAAAUCUGAUAGACGCCUUCUACAGCUUGCCCAACGCUUAGCACAUGAUCUGCAUUCUCUGCAGCUCAACCGCCAGCGCCCGGCUCCCACUCUCACACAGCUAGCACGCAGCCGGCGUCUUUCUGGCAAGAUAACCAGCAAGACCCCCAAAGCACAACCGAAACUGCAAAUGCCAGCGUUUCUCGACAAGCCAAUGCGAAUGUUUCUCAACAAGCCAAGAGGGCAGCCUUUUUCCAACUCCUCUCAAGUUUUGUCGAGGCCUAGUGAUUGGAAUGGCCUUCUUGGUGACUGUCCAGACUCCAAGCCGCCGACUGGAAGAAGCGCUUCAUGUCGCGUAUUCGGUUAUCCCCCCGACUCGAAUCAUGUGCCCUCUACGACAGCUAUCCCCUUCAAGUCCUUGCCACCAGAAAGUGUGACUUCUGCCAAGAGGCGUCCGAAGCCCGAGGUCGAUGAUCGUAGUUCAACUCUUCUUGCGGAGAAGCCUACAGAACUAUCAGAUGUAGAUCAUCCUUGUCCGUGUUCGUGUUCUUCCAACAAGCUCAAGCCUGUUUUCAAACAACUUGUCUGCAAGCGGACGGGCCGAUGCCCGUACUGUGAGCGCUAUGUCAUCAAACCAGAUCCUGACCCGAGAUCGUCGCAGUACGUCAUCCGCGAGCACACGUCAGGGAUCAGGGUGUUGCCCUUGCUCACUCUUCGGCAGCAUUUGCCGUCGCCACAGUCCGUCGGGCGAAACCAAACCACCCACGCCAUCAUCGAGAUUCGGAACAUGCGACCCGAUCCUGUCCAUGUUGUCCUUUGCAGCAGCAGCUGUCAAAAUGAGGUCUCUCGAAUCUCUUCCGACGCCGGCACAUCGCAUCGAACAGCGAUUGACUGGAGCAGGCAGGAAGCGGAGGCUCAGAACCAUGCAGAGCAAGCAACAGAUCAGCUGCAUCAGCCCCCAGGGGCAAUCAGACACCGACAGAAUAGCAAAGUCAAGUCGUACUGGGUUUACCAACAUUCGGAUUCCGGGGUAGGUUGCAGGGAAAAGCGCAGCGCCAAGUGGCGGACUGAGGACACGUGUACAUCUGUGAGGGACGGUUACUAUAAGAGGAAUGUUUUCCCGAUGGAGGAAUGGAACGCGGAGGAGAACAGAUUACUUGCCACCGAUAUCGAUGCCUGCGAAACGUUGGAGGGACUGUCACUGCAAGACGCGGAGGAGGUUAAUGGCGAUGAUGAUGAUGAUGAGAAAUAUGAAAAUGAUAUGCUGGAGAAGGAAAUCCUACGCCAGUUGUCAUCAUCUGAUGGAGACCCCCAAGCCAACAAUCAAGCAGCAAUCGCCUACAGAUGCAGGCAUGUAGUUGGCGUAAGGAUCAGUAUCGCACACACCCUUGAUUGUGGUACACCAGAUCCCCUAUCCGACAGUGCAAAGGGCAUUGCAGCCUCGUCCGAACACCGGAGGUUCAUCCUUCAUGUGGUCGUUAAGGGAAUUAACAGAGGCUGGGGGGACUCAGAGGAGAGAGCAAUCAAGUUCUCAGUCUUGGUGCAUCUCAGUCUUUCGGAUUAGCACAAAGUCAACCUUUUUUUUUCCUUCGAAUUCUUUCCCCUUUUUCCCUUGGAUAGUUUAGACACUG